Astyanax mexicanus (Mexican tetra) is the source of this 4489-nucleotide messenger RNA. It is a transcript of the gene baiap2l1b, whose product is annotated as BAR/IMD domain containing adaptor protein 2 like 1b. Gene Ontology annotation, molecular function: protein binding. Gene Ontology annotation, biological process: plasma membrane organization; positive regulation of actin filament polymerization; actin filament bundle assembly. Gene Ontology annotation, cellular component: nucleoplasm; cytosol. NCBI's taxonomy places the organism in Eukaryota, Metazoa, Chordata, Actinopteri, Characiformes, Acestrorhamphidae. The transcript has 14 exons. The record is from RefSeq and is a predicted model, not a curated record. Bases 279 to 1736 code for a protein of 485 amino acids.
AGCUCAGCUCUGAAAGCGUAGCCCGAAGGCUCGGCCGAGUUCCCCGAGUUCCCCAGCCUGACUGACCUUCAGCUCCGCUCCCGAGCCUUUUCUCCUGUUUCUGCCCUGUUCUUACCGGAGUUUUACCGCUGCGCUGUGGAGGAGCGGCGGGGGAUGAGGACUAAGCGCUGAGGGAGAGUUUCUGUGGUGUUUUAUCUGUUUUUGGGAGUAUUUUAUUCAUUUUUCUGAGUAGUUCUGUAUCUGUAGUUUGGCUGUUGGAGCCCGGGAAGGACCUCAGCAUGUCUCGAGACCCUGAAGAAGUCAAUAAGCUGACGGAAAGUACAUACAAGAAUGUUAUGGAACAGUUUAACCCGGGGCUGAGGAAUCUCAUCAACCUCGGAAAGAGCUAUGAGAAAGCUGUUAUGGCUAUGACUCUGGCUGGAAAGAUGUACUUUGAUGCCGUGUCAAAGAUGGGGGAGAAUGCUGCUGUAUCUCCAGUAUCUAGAGAACUGGGGGUGGUGCUGAUGGAAAUCUCGGAAGUUCACAGGAAAGUUCAUCUAGAGCUGGAGGAGAAUUUUAGACGCUUCCAUCGAGAGAUUAUCGGCGAGCUGGAGAAGAAGACGGACAUGGAUGUGAAGUAUAUGACGGCCACGUUUAAGAGAUAUCAGACAGAACACAAGAUGAAACAGGACUCGCUGGAGAGAUCGCAGGCUGACCUGAAAAAGCUGAGGAGAAAGAGCCAAGGCAAGAACGCGCUGAAGUACGAGAGCAAAGAGAACGAGUGUCUGGAGACCCUCACGCACCGCCAGAUGGACAUGCAGAAGUUUAUAGCAGAUGGUUGUAAGGAGGCCCUUCUGGAAGAGAAGAGAAGGUUCUGCUUCCUGGUGGACAAGCACUGUUCUUUCUCCUACCAGAUAGCAGGUUUCCACGACAAGGCGAAGGACAUACUAACAGAGAAGAUACCCACCUGGCAGGACAAAUGUACUGACAUUACCAACGUUCCAGACAGUGUGAUGUCAAUGAUCGAUGGUCUGCGCACUCCAGUGUCUGUAACUCCUCAGCCCUCUCCAGGAACAAGGCGCAACAGCCGGACUUCAGAGAUCGUGGUUCCACCUCCUGCACCUCCUCUGAAGGCUCAAACCAGUCCACUAGCCGGCAUGUUCCCCCCAAACAACCCCAGAGAAGAGACUGUGCCCGAUCACAACAGUGAAGACAGUGGAUUAGCCAGGUCUGUGUCAAUGGCCUCAGGGUUGAAUAACAUGGCUAGAAGACCCCGAGUCAGGACCAUUUUCCCCCAUAAAUCUGGCAACAACAACACCUUGCUAAGCUUUGAGGAGGGAGAUAUCAUCGCACUGCUCAUCCCUGACGAGAGGGACGGCUGGCUUUAUGGAGAGCUGGAGAAGACCAGACAGAGGGGCUGGUUUCCGUCAUCUUAUUGUCGUCCAUAUGUAGAACCUGCAGUAAAUAACAGCAGCGUGGGGAAUCCUCCAGUGCGCAGCAAAAGUGUGGCAAACCUGGCGCAGCAGGACAACGAUGAGGAUGGGAUGGUGCUGCCUCCACCCGACUACAGCGACUCACCCAUCAGGAGAAAUUCUACCAAGUCACAGACGCAGACAUACAUUCCCUCUACUUAUGAAACCUCGGCUCCUCAGACAAAUGGAAUCGCAAAGCCUCCUUUCUUAGUUGGAGGGAAUCCCUUCGCUACAGUGAAGCUGAGGCCCACCGUUACCAACGACAGAUCGGCUCCCCUCAUCUGAUCAUCAUUCAUCACCCGGACCACCGUCGUCCAGCCCACGGCCGUCAUCAGCAGCUCCAGCAGACCGACAGCGUCUUUAUCUGCGAAUGACUGAAUCGCAUAAAAGCUUUGAAAUUGGCUUCAGUGGAUAUGGACCAUGAGACUCCACUAGAGACGCCACUUAGAUUUUAACCAGCGCUUGCUCACUGCACACAAUCACCACGAGAUGACAAACUACACACUUAUUUAUGUACCUUUUAUAAGCCAAUAUGCAUUCAAUUUUAUCUUUUUUCACUCACAUUGUUAGAGAUGUUUGACUGUACUGCUGAAAGAAAGGAGAAGACCUCUCAGUCCCAGACAUUACGAGCGAGAGCAGAGAUAGACCUCUACUAGAAAUCUGCUAGAUCUACUCCUAUAAUCUAGUGACUAAAAAAGCUGAAUAAUUUGUCCCGGGUCUUUAACGCUUAGCCGAGAGCCUGACGUUUGCUUUUACGUUGUGUGAAUAGAAAGCUGUACAUACCGUGUGUGGAGAUGGACUGGAAUCCAGCUUGUUGUAAUUACUUGUUGAGAUUUUCCUGUUGCCAUAGGACAGUUGAUGAAUGUAGGCUGGAGAGAGACACUGAAUUUUGCGGAAUUUUGAGUCCUGAUUAGUGUUGUAGUUGUCGUUUUUCAAGAGUGUAUCUUCUCCCAAACUGGUAAUAUUACGAGAAAACUAUUUAAACUGUUUGUGUGAUGCGUUCUGGUCAAUUCAGCAAAAAACUAAAAUGUUUACUCUUCACUCUUUGAAACAAAGGUGCUACAAAGGAUUUCGUCAAGCAAUGCAAUAAAACAGAGGUUCUUAACCUUUUUCACUGUUCGCCUCUUUUUAGGAUGAAAAAUAUGUAGCGACCGUCUUCUCAAAAAACAAAUAAUUUGCAGUGCUGCUUUGUAAAAAUACAAAAAUAAUAUUUUUUCUUAAUGUAAUGGUUCAGCCUGCAUUGAGGCACUAGUGCAUCUCAGAUUUUAUUUUCCAGCAGGAUUUGGCACACGGCCCACACUGGAAAAAAAAGUACCAAUUGUUCUUAUAUAGUGUUCACAUUUUCUGAGACACUGAUUUUUGGGUUGUCAUUGGUUAUAAAUAAUAAUUAUCAACAAUAAGAGAUAUAAACACUUAAAAUAGAUCACUCUGUGUGUAAUACAUCUAUAUGAGUUUCACAUUUUGAUCUGAAUUACUUAUAAAUACUUUUUUAUCAUUGAAAGUAACUUUUUUAAUGAUAUUCUCAUUUUUUGGGAUGCACUAGUAAUGUGUUAUGCAUUACUGUGUCUGUAUUUAUUUUUCAGAUAAAUAAGAGACAAAAUUCCUGAUUCACAGUGAAUUCUAGAUUAAGGUUCUUUAUACUCAAACGUAUCCUCCAAAAAUUAUUCUUCGGGGUAACAGACUGGGUCUUCUAUUCUAUCUUCUAUCUCUCAAAAAAACCCUUUGUAGCACCUUUGUUUGUACAACCCCAAAUCAGAAAAGUAGGAGCAGUGUGAAGAAUGCUAGUUAAUAUGGCUUUUAUAUGAUGGCAGACAGCAUGAGCCCAAAUAUAUUUUAUGAUUUGUCUGGUCAACAUUUCAUUUAUUAAUAUAAACACAUUCCUGCAUUUUAGACCCCUAACACAAUCCAGAUACAUAAGGCACAGCAGAUCAAAAAGCGCAUUAGUAAGGAACAGGGGUGUUUCCAUGUUUCUCUUCUAACUGUACGUCCACACCGAACGCGAUAAAAUCGCUCUGUCGCCUGUCCAACAGGCGAUGAGUUGCUUGGGGGCGUGUCUCAUUUAGAACAAGCUGUCGCUGGUGGGCGUUUUCCAAAUAUGACACAUACAGAAACAAUGGUUCAGCCUAUCUACACAAUUCCUAAACCACAGUCGUACAGACGUUUCACAAACAAUAAAUCUUUAUAUCUUUUAUAACUACUAUUAAGUACAAUUAUUUAACAUAAAAUAUUUCAUAUUACAAUAAAUGGGUUUACUUAAAUACAAUAUUUUUUUUCCUUAAUGUAGUAAAUAAUUCUCUUAAUUUAUAUAUAUUUUAUAUUUUUAAAAUAAUUUAAAAUAUUGUUAACUUAAUGUAAUAAAUAAUUCCUUGGAUGCAAUUAAUAUGUUUGCUUAAAUAUAGUAAAUCAUCCUCUUGAUUUAAUAAACAGUUUUUAUUUUAAUUUAAUAAUUCCCUCAGUUUUAAUAGAUCUUUCUGAUAAAUAUAAUACAUAUUUCCCUCAGUUUUAAUAAAUUGUUCUGUUAAUUUAAUGAAUAAUUCUCUCAAUUUUAAAAAAUUGUUCUGUUAAUUUAAUGAAAAAUUCCCUCAUUUUUAAUAAAUUGUUAAGUUAAAUUUAAUAAAUACUUUCUUUAGUUUUGAUAAAUAGUUACGUUAACUUUAAUAAAUAAUUCCCUUUGUUUCAAUAAAAAGUUCUGUUAAUUUAAUAAAUGAUUCCCUUAGUUGUCAUAAAUCAUUCUGUUAAUUUAAUAAAAAAAAAAUCCUCAGUUUUAAAAUAUAGUUUUCUAUUAAAUAAGGUAAUUCUCUAAGGAUUUACUUCUGGUUAGUAGUAUAGUGGGGUACCUCAGAUCAGCUCAGUUCAGUUCUGUUCCCACUCUCCGUUUUGCUGGCAGAAUAAAUCUUCAGUAGGAACCGAAAAUCAGAGCAGCGACUGCCUCCGGCUGCUUUGUCGCUUGCGUCGCGUUUGGUGUGGACACAGGGUAACUCAGCAGUUCUUGCUGCUGGGGGUGCCUAAGUAAACAAAACUGUAAUUCCAAAAAAAAA